Messenger RNA from Melozone crissalis (California towhee), 2730 nucleotides. RefSeq names its product Kell metallo-endopeptidase (Kell blood group) (gene KEL). Gene Ontology annotation, molecular function: metalloendopeptidase activity. Bases 66 to 2222 code for a protein of 718 amino acids. Gene Ontology annotation, cellular component: plasma membrane. The record is from RefSeq and is a predicted model, not a curated record. Lineage: Eukaryota; Metazoa; Chordata; Aves; Passeriformes; Passerellidae. Gene Ontology annotation, biological process: protein processing. The transcript is spliced from 18 exons.
CAACCAAGUAAACAGAGUUCACAACUGUGGUAGCCACAGGAGCAAAGCCUGCCGGGGUGACAAGCAUGAGCACUGUUCCACAGACCUGUGACCAGGAGCUGAGAACAGGUGCAAAGAAAGAACGAUGCCUUCAGGGGAAAGGCCUACUUCUGUGUGCACUUCUUGUCAGUACUCUCCUUGGCUUUACAUUGCUAAUCACCUACCUCGUGAUGACUUGUGCUCUAGGAUCCUGUGAUGCUGAGUCAGAUCCUGCUCUGUUGGAAAGACUUCUGAAUUCUAGGAAUGACACUGUUAACCCCUGUGAGAACUUCUACAAAUAUGCCUGUGGCAGAUGGGAAGGCAAACAGUCAAGUACAACCAGAGAAGAAUCACUAAAUGUAUUUGAUGUGUUGUUGGAAGAAAACCUGUUGAUCCUGAAAAGGCUUUUAGAAAGUCCACAGUUUGGGAUAAGAGGCUCAGCCAAGGAGAAAGCAAUACAAUUUUAUCGUUCCUGCAUGGAUACUGAACGAAUAGAAUCCCAAGGAGCUCAGCCAUUGAAGGACCUCCUAAAUGAGGUUGGUGGAUGGCAUAACACAGGUGUGGGGGAAACAAAAGAUUUUAAUGAAACUCUUCAGAUUCUCAUGAGCAGAUACAGCACCUUUCCAUUUUUUAGAGUACAUGUGGGACCUACUCCUUUUGACCCCAAGACCAAUAUUAUUCAGAUUGACCAUCCUGAGUUUGAUAUUCCACUUGAGAGUGAAUUCAAAGAGAAAAAUUAUCUUGAGGUUCUCCGUGUGUAUCUUUCGUAUUUGAAGAAAGUGGGGGUCCUACUUGGAAGGACAGAGGAUGGUCCUCCUGACUCCUUUUCCCUGACCUUGUCCUUCAUCUCUAACCUCCAGCGAUUUGUCACUCCACUGCAGAAAAGACAGCAGAGGGGGAUGCUGUUCUUUCGCACUACCAUUAGGGAGCUGCAGGAGAAGGCACCUGCUAUCGACUGGCUGGCGUGUCUCAAGGCUGUGUUCCAUCCUGCGCCAAUGGACCUCUCUCAGCCAAUUGCAGUGCAUGACAUGGAUUACUUAAGCAACAUGUCAAAGCUCAUCGAGAAAUGGCACAAGGGAAGGGUCCUUCACAUUUAUAUGAUUGUUUGUCUGGUUGGGAAUCUCUCCCCAGCCCUUGACAGUCAAUUCCAAGAUGCACGCCUGGAGCUGUAUAAGAUCCUUUAUGGAAAAAUGGGGUCUAGAAUGAUCCCAGCUGAGCGCUGGAGGAAGUGCUUGACUGAUACCAGCUCUUUCUUUGAGCCAGUUCUAGGGAAGAUGAUUGUGCAAGAAAUUUUCCCUGAGCAGACCAAGAAAUUUGCUGAGCAGAUGUUCUCUGUGAUCCAAGAUGCCCUCUGUGACCGCCUGGAUCAGGUGGAGUGGAUGGAUGAACAGACUCGCCGAAACGCUAAAGCCUUGGUAUCCAAACUACACGUGGAGAUUGGUUAUCCAGCUCACAUACUCCAGACUGACAAAGUGAACCUGGAAUACCAGAAACUGGAGAUAAAUGAAGACACUUUUUUCCUCAAUGUGGUGGCUUGCUUGAAAGUACUGAGGGAAAAUUCCUACCUGAAGCUCCUUCAGCAUAACCCACAGAAAAACUGGCAUGUGCACCCCUGGAGUGUGCAUUCAUACUAUUCAAUAAGCCACCACAUGGUGGUCUUUCCGGCUGGAAUGUUCCGCACUCCUUUUUUCCACAUGGAGUUUCCCAGCGCUGUGAAUUUUGGAGCCAUCGGGGUCUUCAUGGCACAUGAAAUUCUUCACUCAUUCUAUGGUUAUGUGUUGCCUGAGGGCUGUCCUGCAUGCAACAGGAGUGCACUACAAAGCUCCAUAGACUGUUUGGUUGAGCAGUAUGAAAGCUACAGCUCUAGCGUCAAUGGCACCUUCACACUGUUGGAGAAUACAGCUGACACUGGAGGGCUCGCUGUCGCUUACCAGGCCUAUAAGAAUUGGCUGAAAAAGCACAAAGAAGAGGAUUUACCUAAGAUUGGACUUUCACACGAUCAACUUUUCUACCUCAGUUUUGCUCAUGCAAUGUGUGGACACCAGGAUCCAGAGAAGCUCCAGUCUUCCCUGAACACAGAUCCACAUAGUCCCUUGCCACUUCGUGUCUCUGGGCCUGUCAGCAAUAGCCAGGACUUUUCCAAGAGCUUCCAGUGUCCCAGUGGAGCCCCAAUGAACCCAGACAACAAAUGUCGCAUCUGGUAGCGUGCGUGGAAGAGGAGGAAGAGAGAUGUGAUCCCAGGGAGAGGAAGGCCUGACACAUGGAAAUAUGACCAUCUUCUCAGGGCCUCUAGGGUGGCAUGGUGCUCUUAUUCACUCCUUUGCCUUCCUUUUCUUGUUAUCCUUUCCUCAGCAUUUGAUGGCAGGGAAAUUCUUAAACUGAUCUCACAAGGAAGGGAUCUCCUCCAAGGCUCUCAGUGCUCUGUCCCAGAUGUGUGACAAGUCCCAGGGCAGCAAGGUGACUGGGCAGUUUCCAGUAGGCAACAGCUUGUGAGGAGUUGUGAACAGAAAGACUGCUACAUUAGUAGGCCCUCUGUUUACUGCAUUUACCUGUCUGCUCCAGCAGCCCCACAGUCCUGUAGAAAGGGCAAGUCAAUAAACAGGAGCUGUAAGACUUGUUCGUAUCUUACAAUAGCUCUUGGGGAAAUCCUGUGGGUUACUGUGCAAACCACAUGUAACUUACAAGAGAGAGAAGAAUCCUCUUCUCUUCUCU